This is a messenger RNA of Megachile rotundata (alfalfa leafcutting bee), 2326 nucleotides long. RefSeq lists its product as uncharacterized. The record is from RefSeq and is a predicted model, not a curated record. Lineage: Eukaryota; Metazoa; Arthropoda; Insecta; Hymenoptera; Megachilidae.
AUGGAAGCUCAAUUCAAGACCUCCGGCAUCACAGUCGAUGACACCCGAUUCAACUAUAUAGUUCAGGCGCUGGAUACGGAAAUUCUUACGGAGGUUAGUGAUUUGAUACUCAGCCCACCGAGCACCGGCAGAUACGAGCGUCUGAAAGCCCGGCUCAUAGAGGUUUUCGCGGACAGCGAAACAAGGCGGAUGAAAACGCUCUUAACAGAUCUUGACCUCGGAGACCGCCGCCCUUCACAGCUGCUGCGGCAAAUGCGAGACCUUGCCCAGGAUAAGAUUUCCGAAAGCGCCUUGCGAUCGCUGUGGUUGCAGCGUCUUCCAGCACAUAUGCAAGCGAUCCUGUCUGCCAGCGAAGACGAUUUGAAUCGGCUGUCACAGGCGGCUGACAAGAUUGCCGAAAUCAGCACCCCCACCAUCAACAACAUUUCACCCGGUUCUGAGGUUAGUGAUUUGAUACUCAGCCCACCGAGCACCGGCAGAUACGAGAGUCUGAAAGCCCGGCUCAUAGAGGUUUUCGCGGACAGCGAAACAAGGCGGAUGAAAACGCUCUUAACAGAUCUUGACCUCGGAGACCGCCGCCCUUCACAGCUGCUGCGGCAAAUGCGAGACCUUGCCCAGGAUAAGAUUUCCGAAAGCGCCUUGCGAUCGCUGUGGUUGCAGCGUCUUCCAGCACAUAUGCAAGCGAUCCUGUCUGCCAGCGAAGACGAUUUGAAUCGGCUGUCACAGGCGGCUGACAAGAUUGCCGAAAUCAGCACCCCCACCAUCAACAACAUUUCACCCGGUUCUGAGGUAAAUUCCCUUCGCGCUGAGGUGCACGAACUAACUAAACAAAUACAGGCGCUGACAUCCCGAUUAAGCCGAAGCCCACACCGGGGAAGCCGAAAUUCGAGGAGGCGUUUCGUCAGGAGUAGGACCCCGGAUCGCAGCCGAGGACGAGUGUUGGUACCACCGCACCUACCAACAACGCGCACGAAAGUGCGAACAGCCAUGCCAAUAGAAAAGCGCACCGGAAAACUGAAACCCCGGUUAUCUCAGGCGACUGAUAGCCGGGACAAACCAACACGUCGCCUGCUUGUCCACGACGCAUCAACCAAAUUAUCCUUCUUGGUCGACACCGGCGCCGACGUCUCAGUAAUCCCGGCCACCCACACCGAUCGCCGGCACAGAGCGGAACUCACUCUUUUCGCCGCAAACAAUACCAACAUCAACACCUAUGGGCAGAAACUCCUACGGCUGGACCUAGGCCUGCGCCGCUGCUUCCAGUGGCCUUUCGUAAUCGCCGAUGUGCAGAGGCCAAUUAUUGGAGCGGACUUUCUGGGCCACUUCAACCUACUGGUGGACAUUCGGCACAGAAAACUCGUCGAUGGAAACACCUCCCUGGUCAACUAUGGGAUAAUAAGGAUCGACCCAACCCCGCAGAUCCACGUCAUGGAGAAGAACACUGAGUAUGGAAAACUCCUGGCAAAAUUCCCCGCCAUCACGCGGAGCACCAUCCUUCCGCCACAAGUGCCACACAAGAUCCAGCACUACAUAGAGACCAGAGGACCACCAGUUGCAGCUCGCGCGAGACGCCUUGCCCCUGAUCGCUUAAAAGCCGCACGACAAGAGUUUGACUUUAUGUUGCAGCAAGGAUUAUGUCGCCCUUCGAAAAGCCCCUGGGCUAGUCCACUCCACCUGGUACCAAAGAAGAAUGGAGAUUGGCGACCAUGCGGAGAUUAUCGGAAGUUAAACGCAGCAACCGUUCCGGACCGCUAUCCUAUCCCGUUCCUACAGGACUGUGCCCACCUCCUCCACGGUGCCACUAUUUUUUCCAAAAUAGAUCUGGUACGGGCGUAUCAGCAAAUUCUCAUCAGAGAGGAGGACAUUCCAAAAACAGCUAUUAUCACCCCUUUCGGCCUUUUCGAAUUCCCAUUUAUGACUUUUGGACUACGCAAUGCAGCCCAAACGUUCCAGCGGUUCAUGAACGAGGUGACCUCCGGCCUCGACUUCUGCUUCACCUAUAUUGACGAUAUUCUGGUCGCAUCAGAGAACGAGGAACAACAUCUUCGCCAUCUCGAGGCUCUGUUCAAACGCCUUCGAGAGUAUGAAUUGGUCAUCAACCCCUCCAAAUGCAUUUUCGGAGCUGCCGCUGUCGAGUUCCUCGGGCACAGAGUGAGCGCGGACGGACUGCAACCCCUGCCCGAAAAGGUUCAGGCAAUCUCGGAGUAUCCGCCAUCGACGACCGUGCGAGGACUCUCCAGCUGGCAGUCGCGGGAAAAAAGAAGAAUUUCCAAACCAAGCUGCAGUGGAAUCAAGAAAUGACGGAGGCCUUCAACAACCUCAAGAC